Molecule: messenger RNA, 1326 nt
Organism: Fragaria vesca subsp. vesca
Lineage: Eukaryota; Viridiplantae; Streptophyta; Magnoliopsida; Rosales; Rosaceae
Product: COP9 signalosome complex subunit 6a-like
Exons: 9
Coding region: 77-1072 (331 amino acids)
Biological process (GO): protein deneddylation
Cellular component (GO): COP9 signalosome
Molecular function (GO): metallopeptidase activity; protein binding
Source: RefSeq, a predicted model, not a curated record
GAGAGAAGAGCAGAGAGUGCAGAGAAAAGCGAGAGAGAAAGCAGAAGAGAGAAAGCCUGAAACCCCAAAUCGGAGAAUGGCGGAGUCGUCGAGCAGCGGUCUCACCUUCAAGCUCCACCCUCUGGUGAUGGUCAACAUCUCCGACCACUACUCCCGUGUCAAGUCUCAGAUGAACCCUCCCAUCGCCUCCCACAGCGCCACGGCAACAACAACCACCAACGGCUCCGAAGCCGCCGUCGAAACGGCGUCGUCUUCCUCGUCCUCCGCCGCACCGUCCCCGCGAGUUUUCGGCUGCGUCAUCGGCGUCCAGCGAGGCCGCACCGUCGAGAUCUUCAACAGCUUCGAGCUCCUCUACGAUCCCGAGACUCACUCGCUCGAGCGUGGCUUCCUCGAGAAGAAGCAGGAGCUCUAUAAGAAGGUUUUCCCUAAUUUUUACAUACUGGGAUGGUACUCGACCGGGUCUGAUGCUCAGGAAUCCGAUAUGACUAUUCACAAAGCUUUGAUGGAUAUCAAUGAGAGCCCUGUUUAUGUUCUCCUCAACCCUGUGAUCAAUCCUGCUCAGAAGGACCUCCCGAUCACUAUUUACGAGAGUGAGCUGCAUGUCAUUGAUGGGGUUCCACAGCUAAUAUUUGUCAGUUCAAGCUACACAAUUGAGACGGUGGAAGCUGAACGUAUCUCAGUUGAUCAUGUUGCUCAUCUUAAACCAUCUGAUGGAGGUUCAGCUGCAACUCAAUUGGCUGCUCAUCUUACAGGAAUCCACAGUGCCAUCAAGAUGCUCAAUAGCAGAAUUAGAGUGCUUCAUCACUAUCUUCAAGCUAUGCAGAAAGGAGAUAUACCCUGUGAAAAUUCACUGCUAAGACAAGUAUCAAGUCUUCUGAGAAGGCUGCCAGCUGUUGAAUCAGGGAAAUUUCAAGAUGACUUUUUGAUGGAAUACAAUGACACAUUGCUGGUUACAUAUCUAGCUGUGCUUACCAACUGCUCAAGUACAAUGAACGAGCUGGUCGACAAGUUCAAUACUGCUUACGACAGGCAUAGCCGAAGAGGUGGAGGAGGACGAACUACUUUCUUCUGAAGACCACUUCCCAUAUCUGACAGAUCGGACAGUCUGGGAUCCUUGGAUAUCUUUUUCGGAUGUUAAUCUGUUUUAGAUUUUGAGUGGACAGCUAGCUAUAUUGUUGAGACCUAAACAGUUCCAAAAGAAAUAUAAAUUGCGUAGGUUCAUCAUCACUCUUUUGUUUCUCCCCCACCCAAUUUUGGAUAAUGAUUUACGGUGGCCAGGAAAGGGGCGAGGUUGAAGUAAAAUACAAGCUCUAGUUCCUUGGUUUC